Messenger RNA from Ogataea philodendri, 618 nucleotides. RefSeq lists its product as uncharacterized. Gene Ontology annotation, molecular function: hypoxanthine phosphoribosyltransferase activity. Gene Ontology annotation, cellular component: cytoplasm. Bases 1 to 618 code for a protein of 205 amino acids. Gene Ontology annotation, biological process: XMP salvage; GMP salvage; hypoxanthine metabolic process. NCBI's taxonomy places the organism in Eukaryota, Fungi, Ascomycota, Pichiomycetes, Pichiales, Pichiaceae. The record is from RefSeq and is a predicted model, not a curated record. The transcript has a single exon.
AUGGAGGAAAAACGGUAUAUUUCGUACAACAACGUUCAUCAGCUGUGUCAGAAAGCUGCUGAAACUAUUAAGCCUUUGGAUGUGGAUCUGAUCAUUGCUAUUGGUGGUGGUGGCUUUAUUCCAGCACGGAUUCUAAGAACGUUUCUGAAACAGGACGGACGCCCCAACUUGAAGAUCUUUGCGAUCGUUCUGUCGCUUUACGAAGACCUAAACACUGUUUCGACCGAGGAGGAGCAAGUGGGUGCCGAGGUGAAACGGAUUCAGUGGAUUAACUACAAAGAGAGCGGUAUCGAUCUGUGCAACAAAAAAGUUCUGAUUGUGGACGAGGUCGACGAUACAAGAACCACUCUUCAUUACGCACUGAAGGAGCUGCAAAAAGACGCUGCGGAACAAGCCAAGGAGCAAGGCCUGGAGUCGCCGAACACAGACUUCUACAUUUACGUGCUGCACAAUAAAAAUAAGCCUAAGAGAGCGGAGCUACCAAAAGAGAUUAUGGACAGCCAUUACAUUGCAGGCGGCCAGUUCCCCGACUGUUGGAUUGCGUACCCGUGGGAAAGCACGGAUAUCGUGAGCCACCAGCAGCACGCAGAAGAGCAGGGCUACGAUAUACAUAAAUAG